AUGGGAGAGGAUGAGAGAAUAAAUAUUAAAUGCCUGACUGAAAUUUUUAAGUGUCCAGUUAAACUAGAAUGGAGAAAAUACUUAAACGACAGGGUAAAACCUGGUGAAAUUAUUCUAAGUGUUUCGGAUUUGAAAAAUGGUCAAGAAAUUACAGUGAUUAAAUCUAUAUGUCACGGAAAAAUAGCAAGUUGUUUGACUCCAAAAAGUUGUGAGAUUAUCUCAGUAAAAGAACAGAGUACUGGAAAUGACAAUAUUUCAGAGUUGGAAAUAAUUGAGAUUAAAGAUUCAGAGGAGGAUUGUAAUGAGAAAUCUGUGUUACAUAUUAAACAAGAAAACCCAAAUUGCCAUAAUAAUAGAUACUAUUUUGGUUACUAUUUGUGUGACCACACCACAUUUUUGAGUAAUAUAUGUGUAGAAUGUGGAUUUAUUCUCCAAACAAAGAAUCAAUUUUGUACUAGUAAUAAAUUGAUGAAUAGAGACGGAGCUGGAAAUAGCAAUGAUGAGACAGCGGAAAUACAUUCUAAUAGCAGAGAUAGACAUGAUUAUAAAACAGGUAACCAUUAUAACAAGGAUGGAAAUGAAAGGAUGUUAAUAAAUGCAGGUUUUCUUUCAAAUAGUAAUGAUAUUAAAUUUAAUAAACACUAUGUUGAUAAACAAGAAAAAUCUUUUAUAUUUGAAUUGUUAUAUAUUAAAAGAAAGCUAAACCUGGUUUUGGACCUGGAUAAUACUCUAAUACAUGCAUCUUCCAACCUACCAGAAAAUAAGAAAAAGGAAGAAUUUAUUUCAAUUAAAGAGAUUAUGGAAAAUGAAAUAACUGAAGAAAUUUAUAAUAAAUAUUGUGGUAGUGUUGUAAUGCUUGAAAGUAAAUCACUAAAUACUGAACUACUUCCAAAGGGAAUUGAUGUGAUUCCUCAUUAUAUUGAUGAGACAGACCCAAAAAUUCAGAUUUAUUUUAAACUUUUAGAGAGUUUGGUGUUUUGUAUUCCAUUUGGGAACUAUAUAAAUUCAGGAACAGAAAAACCACGAAUUAGUUCAAGUUGGAGUUUUGGUUACUACAAAUUAAGACCAGGAGUAAUUAAUAUGCUAAAAACUCUUUCUAAAGAAAAGUAUGAAAUCUAUAUGUACACAAUGGGAACAGAGUACCAUGCAUAUACUUCACUUAGAAUUUUGGAUCCAGAAUUACGUUUUUUUCAUUCAAAAAGAAUAUUUUAUAGAAAUAAUGGUUUUAAAGAUACUUCAAUUAAAAGUUUAAACACUUUGUUUCCGUAUGACCAUCGUACUUUGGUAAUUUUGGAUGAUAUUGAACAAGCCUGGAGUGACAUUAAUUCAUUAUUAAAGGCUUAUCCAUAUAACUUUUUCCCAAGCAAUUCAAUUCCAAAUGAUUCUGGGAGUUUUUCUAGGUAUAUCUCACAAAUCAGAACCAAUAAUAAGUGGAGUCAGCUAAUUAAGAAGAAAAGGACAAGAAGUGAUCAAGAAGCUGAGAAUGAUAUUAAAGAAAAGAAUGAAGUAGAUAGCCAUAAAAUUGAUAAGGACAUGGCUAAAGACCAAUCUUCUAUUGAUAUUAUUAAGGAAAUCAUUAAAUCUGAAAAAGAUCUUCAGUUGUUGAUAUUCCAAAAGUUACUAAUAGCUAUUCAUGAUGCCUACUUUAAAGAGUUUGACGCAGCUUUAAGCAAGAAAAGUGAGUUCCAAGAUGAGGAUUCUUUGAUCCAAAUGGUUUACAAGGAGGCACCAAAUAUUUCAAAUAUAAUUAAGAUAAUGAGGAAAGAAGUUCUUAAAAAUUGUACUUUGCAGUUCACUGGAUUCAAUAAUAAAUUCUUUUACAACUUUGUGGAUUCAGAUUUAUAUAAGUGGUGUAGGUAUUUUGGUUCAAGUUUAUUAGAUAAUAACACCAAAAAUAGUUCGGAGAAACUGCUUGCAACCCACUGCAUAUGUGAGCAAUUAUAUACAGAAAAAUAUCAUCAUGCAAAAGAAAAAGGAAUACCAUGUAUCAACAUUUUGUGGCUUGAGUCCAUAAUUUAUACGUGGAUUAGCCCUUGUAAUAUAAAUAUAAAUAACCCUUUACUUAAUGAUCCUGUAAAUUCUGACUACUACUCACCUUUUGAAACAUUAAAUUUCACUAACAAAGAAUCUUCAGAUUAUAUAGAUUUUGAAAAUUAUAGCUACUCUUAUCUUUACUCUACAAAUACUUCUGAGUCACUAAAAGAACAACUAUGGGAAGAAGCCUUUAAUGAUAUCUCUUUUUCUAUGGGAGAAGAUGAUGAUGACGAAAAUAUAUCUGGAACAGAUUCAAACUCUUCAUUGGAUUAUCUCCAUAACCGCUCACCUCACUCAUCUUCUGAUGAAAGAACAAACUCAGAAUUUGUAGAAAUUUCAGAAUCUGAAAUAACCGAAAAUUCUGAUUAG
Messenger RNA from Cryptosporidium ubiquitum, 2403 nucleotides. RefSeq names its product RNA pol II carboxy terminal domain phosphatase. The coding region runs from base 1 to 2403 and encodes 800 amino acids. Lineage: Eukaryota; Apicomplexa; Conoidasida; Eucoccidiorida; Cryptosporidiidae. The record is from RefSeq and is a predicted model, not a curated record. The transcript has a single exon. Gene Ontology annotation, molecular function: RNA polymerase II CTD heptapeptide repeat phosphatase activity.